This is a messenger RNA of Cannabis sativa, 1761 nucleotides long. RefSeq lists its product as uncharacterized. The coding region runs from base 1 to 1287 and encodes 428 amino acids. The record is from RefSeq and is a predicted model, not a curated record. NCBI's taxonomy places the organism in Eukaryota, Viridiplantae, Streptophyta, Magnoliopsida, Rosales, Cannabaceae. The transcript is spliced from 3 exons.
AUGUACAUGGAGUAUGUCCAUAGGGCUCCGUCAGUAGAAGAGUUUAGUUACUUCUACGAUAUAAAGAGCGUGGGCCUCCAUAACGGCUUCUAUUGCUUUAGCAAAUGGGCGACUUCUGAAAUAAACGGUGUUGAGGGGAUGGUAUCGAACAUGGGUGACUGGAAGUCGAAGUGGUUUUACGUCUUUAAGGUUCCUGGGAUUAGGACUGACUUUAAUCGCAAACCGAAUAGACCAGCUCGACCAACUCUUGACGCGACUAGUAAGGAGACAGCUGAAAUUAUCGGGAGCCUUCCGGUACAAGAUCGCGACUGGCGAUUAUUGUGUACAACUGCAAAGUUGCGGGAACAUCAGCUGAUUCCCGAGAACGCGAGUCUUCAACGGGAGCCAGUAUAUAAAGAACCAUCUGAGAAGCAGCAAGAGCGAAUAGACAAGCGUCUUUCUAAGCAAACUCCUCGACAAAUUUCAGAUAUGACUUUUUUGAAGUCUGCCCCUGUCCUGAAGAUCAAACAAAAGGGUGGAACAGCGGCGACUUCGCCGGUCGUUGCCCAGAAGAGGAAGAGCGAUGUGAUGGCUUCGCUUGUCGCAGACUCUUCCAAGAAGUUGGCCAAGACCACUCAGGAUAAGGGGAAGAAAGUCGUCAUCGACCCUCCAGUUCGUGCUCGCGACUUCCUGGCCAUGCAGGAAAAGUUCCUGACUGAGAUCCCUUACGAGGAUCUCGUUGCUCGAUCUACUGAACUGGCCGCGCAAUCCAUGGCUUUGUCCAUAAAAGCCGCGGCUACUCCUUCGAAGGAAGCUGACUCGCUGAAGAGGCAGAACGCCCAUUUUCAAGAAAAUAUAAAGAAGCUGAAGCAGGAUGUGGCGAGGAUGGAGAAAGAGCUUGAGGAGCUGAACAAGGCCAAGGAGAAAGAGCUCGAUGAACUCAGCAGAGCGAAAGAACAGGUGGAGCUCGAGGUCAAGAAGUCGCAGACAACGAUCAUUGAGAUGGCUCGCGACUUGGAGGCUGAGAAAGAGAAUGGGAAGAAACAGUACGAUCAGGCUGUGUCUAAUUAUAUCUAUACCACUCUUUCCAAAGUCCCCGACUUCGACUUCUCGCUUCUUGGAGCUGAAGCUGCUAAGAUGGCUGAAGCCUUUCGCGCCAUGUCGCCUACCCAGAGUCAAGGUGGGGGAGGCAACCUUCUGGACGAGGUCGAGGGUGUACAGGCUGAAGAAGUCGAGAAUGAGGUCGUCAGCAAGGUGGCGGACGAGGCUGCUCCUGAUGAGACUACUCCUGCUGCUCCAGACGCUUGAUUAUCUUCUGAUUUAUGUUGUUGUUUAAUUUCUCUUUCUUUUUUUUUUAUAUAUAUGCGGUACAUGGGUACUCGCACUUCUGUACUUGGACAAAUUUACUUUAUCUUUUGGACAAAUUUCUAUCCUCGCGGGGAUAGCUUAUACUUUAAUAUUUACGCAGUACACGGGUACUCGCGAUUUUAUAUAUUUUUAACUUUGAUUACAGCUCGGUGUAAUCGCAAUUUUAUAUACAUGUGCGACUUUAAUUACAGCUUGGUGUAAUAAAGUAGGAAAAUUUUCAAAGUUGGUAAACUAAAUUUAAAUCACUUGAAAAACUUAGCAAGUAAUUUUAUUCAUGCAAUCAAUAGUACAUGCGGGCAUAUAUCCCCCUAUACUUAGGAUUUUUUGAACAAAAAAUAUCUAAGUAUAAGUACACGAAUAAAUCGAAUAAUGCGAAUACUACUGAUAAUAAAAUUUCAAGCUCUCGCUAUUCCA